Messenger RNA from Penicillium brevicompactum, 903 nucleotides. RefSeq names its product telomere maintenance SDE2 family protein. The transcript has a single exon. Gene Ontology annotation, cellular component: nucleus. The record is from RefSeq and is a predicted model, not a curated record. NCBI's taxonomy places the organism in Eukaryota, Fungi, Ascomycota, Eurotiomycetes, Eurotiales, Aspergillaceae. Bases 1 to 903 code for a protein of 300 amino acids.
AUGGCUACCCAAAAUGUCAAUAUUUUGCUCGCGUCCUUCCCAGGACUUGCGCUUCCACCAACCCUUUCUUUCGCCUUGCCCUCCACAGCGAGCGUCUCAGAUCUCACGGAGAAAGUCGCGUCUUUCCUCCCAUCCUCACUUUCGCUCAAAUCUCUACUUUUAACCACCACAAGCAACAAACAAGUCACCUCAUCCGCGCAAUGUAUCGGAUCUUUCAUUUCCUCCGAUUCCGGCUCUACCUCUUCCCUUCUUCCGCUGCGGCUGACCGCCCGAACAUGCGGUGGUAAAGGCGGCUUCGGAUCACAGCUGCGUGCCGCAGGUGGUCGCAUGUCCAGCAAGCGCAAGCGCAACCAGGGCGACAACAACAGCUCAAGCCGCAACCUCGAUGGCCGCCGUUUACGGACCGUCAACGAAGCGAAAGCGCUCGCAGAAUAUUUAGCUGUCAAACCCGAAAUGGACAAGAAGGAAAAAGAAGAACGCCAACGCCGCUGGCAAGCCGUGGUCGAAGUCGCCGAAAAGCGCCAAGACGAAAUCAAGAACGGCAACGGAAAGGGAAAGGUCGACGGACAAUGGAUGGAAGAUAAAGAGGAGAUGAAUGAGAAGGCUCGCGAGGCGGUCUUGCAGGCCAUGAAGGACGGCGCUUGGACCGACAACCUCCGGGAUGCAAUCUUGGGUGGUUCCAGCACCAGCGCCAGUGACGAUGGCAGUGACGAUGAAGACAUGUCUAGCGAGGAUGAAGAGAGCGAAGGAAAUGGUGAAUCAAGUGCCGCUGCCGCUGCCGCGCCUCAAAAGGCUGCUUCCCGGAAGUUCAUUGGUUUUGACGAGGACGAUGAGUUCAUGAGUGAUUCCGAGGACGAGGAAAUGGACCAAUCCACCAAGGGUAAAGGAAAGGCUCGGGCUUGA